AGCGGGUUUAAUAGCGUCCUUCCCAAGUCGCAACCCUUCCCCCAAGCCAUUAGUCUCGGCCGAAGGGGCACCUUAUCGGCCAUGGCGAUGGUGGGCGGUGGCGCCGCUGGGGGCGGAUCCGGCGACGUCGAGGCCGGGUUCGCGAAGCUGCAGGGGGAGGACUUCGAGUACUACAUGCAGACCUACUCCAUCAUGCUGGGCCGCAACAGCAAGAAGUCGACGGUGGACGUGGACCUGUCCAGCCUCGGCGGCGGCAUGAACAUCUCCCGCCACCACGCCCGCAUCUUCUACGACUUCCCCCGCCGCCGAUUCGCCCUCGAGGUCAUCGGCAAGAACGGCUGCCUCGUCGAGGGCGUUCUCCACCUCCCCGGCAACCCUCCCGUCAAGCUUGACUCCCAGGACCUCCUCCAGAUCGGCGACAAGAAGUUCUACUUCCUCCUCCCCAUCCGAUCCAUGUACGCUACCGCCGCAGCGGCCCGCCAGAUGCAUCCCCCGAUCCCCGCGCCGCCACCGCCGCCGUCGGCGAUGCCGGUGCACCCCGUUAUUCCGCCCUUUGGACGGAAGGGGCGGCCGCGGCCGUCGGAUUUCCGGGACGGUUCCUACGACGACGAGGAGGAAGCGGAAGAGGAGGAUGCGGACGGAAUGGAGGAUGAUGGGGUCGCCCGCGCUGGAAUGAAGAAAGUAAGGAGGGGUUCCGGAGAGAUGGAAGGGUUUGGAGGGUACGGGGUCGGGGUCGGCAGUGCCAUCGCGGGGAAGGCGGGGCCUUCAGGUCAUCUGGAGAAGAAGUCUGAAGCAAGAUCAAGGGUUGAUAGAGAAGCAGAUAAUCAUCAACUUAUGCAGUUGGAAGAAAAGGAUGUUGUCUCAUCUGUAGCCACAGUUCUGUCUGAUCUUUGUGGACCUGGAGAGUGGAUGCCUAUGGCAAAACUUCAUUCAGAGCUUGUCGAGCAGUAUGGCAACGUCUGGCACCAUGGCAGAGUGAGGAGGUACCUUACAUCGGAGGAGUGGUCGCCCACUGAAACCAAAGGAAGACCGUGGUUUGGCCUCCUAACGCUGCUAAGAAAAUACCCAGAGCACUUUGUCAUCAACACAAGGUCAAAAGGCAGGGUGACAUCCGAGUUUGUCUCACUUGUGUCGUUGCUCUCAUAGCUUAUUAUUACUACCCCAGUGCAUAUCAUAUAUAAUCUCUAUAUAGAGUUCUCGAAAAGGCAAACUGUUGUGAUACUUAAACUAUGCUGUGCAUGUGCUGCAUUUUGUUUUAUUGUCAUCGUUGGUGUGCUUGAAACCUAGCUUUGUUGUAAACAUGCGUUCCGGCAGUGCGGCCCAUGAUAUGCUUCUUCUUUCUCCCAUGAACCAUGUGGUUCUUGGAGGUGUUUCUUAA
This is a messenger RNA of Musa acuminata AAA Group (dessert banana), 1378 nucleotides long. RefSeq names its product FHA domain-containing protein FHA2. NCBI's taxonomy places the organism in Eukaryota, Viridiplantae, Streptophyta, Magnoliopsida, Zingiberales, Musaceae. The record is from RefSeq and is a predicted model, not a curated record. Gene Ontology annotation, cellular component: nucleus. Gene Ontology annotation, biological process: regulation of ribosomal protein gene transcription by RNA polymerase II. The transcript is spliced from 3 exons. Gene Ontology annotation, molecular function: sequence-specific DNA binding; protein binding. The coding region runs from base 82 to 1146 and encodes 354 amino acids.